AUGUACUCCACUUCACUGCUCAGCCCCGCCAUUCUCUUCCCCACCAACAACCCAAAACCCACCACCAAAACCAGACCCAAACACCACCAACUCCGUCCUAGAAUGUCACUCAACCACCAAACACCGCCUCCAAUCGUCAACCCCUUCAACUCCGUAGCCAAGCUCCUGUGGGGCAAAUCCCUCCCACCCCAGCUCCUCAUCUCCACCGUCCGUUCCACCUGGUCCACCGCGUGGCACCUUAUGAUGUCUCAGCUCGCCCCCUCCGAUUCCUCCGGCAGUUACACCCGACCCACCUCCCUAUUUCGCGCCAAUCCCAACCAAUUUCCCGGAGAAAAAGCACCGGGCCCCACAGCCCUCCACCUCUACGUGGGCCUUCCUUGCCCGUGGGCCCACCGGACCCUCAUCGUCAGAGCACUCAAGGGUCUCGAAGACUCCAUCCCUGUCUCAAUUGCAUCGCCUGGCAUAGAUGGUUCUUGGGUAUUCCUGGAUAACAAUACCACCAGUGGGAAUAAGCUUAUUGCUGGUUCUGAUAAGGCCAAUGGGUGUAAAGCCCUCAGGGAGGUUUAUAAGCUACGGCAAGUGGCCAUUAUGUCAAUCAGUGUCACGGUCUGA
Molecule: messenger RNA, 612 nt
Organism: Ilex paraguariensis (yerba mate)
Lineage: Eukaryota; Viridiplantae; Streptophyta; Magnoliopsida; Aquifoliales; Aquifoliaceae
Source: the annotation of a GenBank genome assembly